AUGAACAAACUGUCAGCCAGAAUAUCUCCUGCCCCCGGACCAGUCCCCAUCACACUUCAACUACCCACUACAUCAGUAACUGAAAAGGAGCCUCGGGGUGAAAAUAUCCUUGUGCAAAAUGUAGUUUCUGAUGAUUCUGAUACAGAACAAAGAUCUAAAUGCAUCUGUGCUCGAUGUUCAUUUCGAGCUGCAUGGAGGAUUGCAUGUGGAAUUGUUUUAGGAGCUUGCGUUGCAGUUUCCUGGGCCUGGGGAACUCAUAAUGCUAAAGAAACUCUUAUAAGACAUCCCGCCCCAUUCUUUAUCAUCUGGUUCUGUAGUAUCUGGAAUAUUGUGUUUUUUCCAUUCUACUAUCUGUGUCAACUUCUCGUGAAGAGACAGAAAGAAUGGCCUACCACAGAGUUCAGAAAGUGUAGCAGGUUCCUGGGUGAAGAGUUGACUGUAAGGACUGUUCUUAAAGGGGCAGCUCCAUUCUCCAUGCUAUGGAGUUUAUCUGGUUAUCUGUCCUUGCUGGCACUUUGCCACAUAUCAAAAGUGGACGUAAGUGCUGUUCUCUGUUGCGGUCAGGCUUUCGUUUUCCUCCUUUCAUGGAUUGGACUCAAGGAUCGCUUCAUGGGUGUCAGGAUAGUAGCUGUCAUUUUGUCCAUCACAGGCAUUGUUAUGAUGGCUUAUGCAGAUGGUUUCCAUAGUGACUCAAUCACAGGAGUCGCACUAGGUGUUGGCUCAGCAUCGACCUCUGCUGUCUUCAAGGUGCUUUUCAGAAAUCGUGUAGGAGAUGUCCAGCCAGGUCCUGCCAGCGUGCUGUUCUCCUGCGUGGGUCUUUGCAGCUUUGUCCUUCAUUCCUGGGUGUGCGUGUUGCUUUAUCUUACACAUGUGGAAUAUUGGCCUCCCUCUCAGUAUAUUCCUUGGGAUAAACUGUGUGUUAUGGCAUCUCUACUGCUUGUUUGCAAUAUGCUAGUGAAUUUGGGAGGAAUAUUUACGUACCCCAGUUUAAUUUCACUCGGAAUUCUCUUGACCAUUCCAGCAAGUGCAGCUGUAGAUACAUUAGUGACCGCAGCACUGAAGAUCAGCCCUGUACGUGUGGGUGCAGCAGUUAUCAUCUCAGCAGGCUUUCUCAUGCUGCAGCUUCCAGAGAACUGGGACGACAGCACACUGCGCUGGCUCAGCACACUGUGGCAUGGAAACUGGCACGAGGACAGUAUAGUUGAAGAAGAAACUGCGGUAGACCUUGUUGGGACUGCACGAGCAAAACCGGCUGUUGUGACAGUCAGCUAGCUGAGUAACAGUAUUAUAAAUGAGCAGGGUCGAUUCUAGGUUUCCAACAUUAGGGGGGCUCAGCCUCCAAUAUAAUAUAUAUAUACGGGGGCAUCUCAAGUGAGGGGAAAAUGGUGACUGAGUUACAUAGGGCCCUGGCAUGUGAGGGGCCUUGAAGUUCCUGAAAUUUGUAUUAUUAUUAUUUUACAAUUGUGCGCGUAUACUGCACGUCUGUGCAACUUCUCUGUUCUCCGCUAAUUUUGAGAAGUUUCGGCACAGCAGACGUCUGUGUAAAUGCCUCACACGAGCACAGCACGCAUGCAACAGCGAACUGCACGAUAGGCUGUAUGAGUGAAGUGGAAUGGACUCACAUCCCUGCUGAAAGCAUUCUGUUAUCAAUCCACUAGAGAUCUGUGUACUCCGCUCCGGGUUUUACAUUUCCCGCUCACAGUCUACAGCGGAUGAUAGAUAGUCUAGAUUGAGUAUUAUGGGUUGUGUGUCUACAGUAUGUAGAUGUGGACAGAAUUUAUUACAUUUUGGUGUGUUUUAUCUAAUUAGCGAGGACAAAAAACUGAAUGGUGUGUCAUAAAAUAACCUAUUUCUGAAUGUUCAUGCAAAUUAUGUGAAAUGCAAUAAAAUAAAAUAAAAUGUUUUAGCAUAAAAGUAAGUUAUAAAGGGCCUACUGUAUAUUUAUCAUGGCAUUAAUGUAUGAAUAGCUCGUUUUUUAAGUUAAAGCUGCCUUUAGAAAAAUCAACUAUUGGUUCAUUAUAAUAAAGUACAGUAACCAUGUUUUUGUUUUCUUUUGGCCUAUUUUAUUACAACAGUUUAACUAAAAAUAUCAGUGUUAAACUGUUACAGUAUACUAGGGUUUACCACAAUAAAACC
Messenger RNA from Triplophysa rosa, 2136 nucleotides. RefSeq names its product solute carrier family 35 member F4. The record is from RefSeq and is a predicted model, not a curated record. The transcript has 7 exons. NCBI's taxonomy places the organism in Eukaryota, Metazoa, Chordata, Actinopteri, Cypriniformes, Nemacheilidae. The coding region runs from base 1 to 1272 and encodes 423 amino acids.